CCAGCCUUCUCCCCAGGCCUUCGCCUUCCACGCACUGGCUUGGAGCCCUGAGCUGCAACUUCUGCUGCAGGACAUGGCAGGUCCCUCGAGCAUCAUAGCUGGCUUCCUGCUUCUGGCCCUUUGUGUCCAAUGCAUCAUCCCCACAGGCUCUGUGGUCACCCCCUUUUCUUGCUGCUUCAACUUUACGGCCAAGAAAAUUCCCCAGAAACGAGUGGUAAGCUACCAGUUGACCAGYGGGAGCACCUGCAUCCAGGCAGGGGUGAUCUUCACCACCAUGGCGGGCCGGAAGAUCUGUGCUGACCCCAAUCAGCUGUGGGUCCAGGAGUACAAGAAGAACCUGGACUCCAAGCAGAAGCAGCCUUCUGCAGAGGCCAGGGUCCGGGGUGUCAAGGUCCGCAGGCCSAGACGCCGUGGCAACAGAACUGCCAUCUAACGCCACCUGCCCUCCUGCCCUGAGCCUGGGCACAGGCUCCUCGCCAGGCAGCUUGGGGCCUGAGAAGCCAGCAGGAGUUGGGCAGGGGUCCGUUUUCCUGUGCGCUGUCAACAAAGGGUCCAUUCUGUGAAAAUCCCAAGGGAACAGGCUGCUCUGCUCCCUGGAAGCUGAGCCACGGCUCCAAGUGCCCUGGGCCCCUGGCUUUCUCCAAGCUGGGUGAGAAGUUUCCAGAUGGAGGGACGUGGCAGCCCUUUGCCCUUCUGACCCGGAGCUGGCCCUCCUCUGACCUGCAGGCUCCAUCAGAGCCCAGGUGCAUGAGACCCAAGCCCCUGCAGACACACCUUCCUUGCGUGGAGCCUGCAGGUGGCUUCAGGGGGUCCUCUGGUCUUGUGAUGGUCCUGAGGGCUGUCUGUCUGUCUGUCUGUCUGGGGAUGGUAACCUGUCAACAGAGACACUCCCCAGCAUCUUGAGGGUGCUCCUGGAUGGCCCCACCUCCAGCUCUUCCAAUAAAUAAAAAUUCAACAAAAAUGGAGGGUCCCUUUACAGAUCCACUGCAGAAUCCUUGCCCACUUCUAGAAAUUUCAGAAACUCAUUGGCUCUCCUAACGAAAAGGUGACGGAGGGCCAGGGUGAGGGGCCGACCCGCACUGUGAGAUGGCUUUGCAAAGACAGGAAUUAAAGGAAACAUUCUGCUUGGUGACAGGGCUUGAUUCUUGCUGCUUUGGGGACAAAGACCUGCCCUGCCUUUAGUACGGGGGUUUCCCCUAUAUUUUGAUGAAGGGAAAAUGGAUUGGGAGCUGAGGAGGGGGAGAAAGCCCCCCAGCUUUUUCUCUGUGCAUGAGAUACAGUGAGAAUUGUCAAGUGCAUCGACAGAGUCGCUGUUCUCAAAUCCAUA
Urocitellus parryii (Arctic ground squirrel) is the source of this 1327-nucleotide messenger RNA. It is a transcript of the gene Ccl24, whose product is annotated as C-C motif chemokine ligand 24. NCBI's taxonomy places the organism in Eukaryota, Metazoa, Chordata, Mammalia, Rodentia, Sciuridae. Gene Ontology annotation, biological process: positive regulation of cell migration; inflammatory response; chemokine-mediated signaling pathway. Gene Ontology annotation, cellular component: extracellular region. Gene Ontology annotation, molecular function: CCR chemokine receptor binding; chemokine activity. The record is from RefSeq and is a predicted model, not a curated record.